AUGCUCCCAUCCAUCCUUUCCCUUCUGGGUCUCCUCCUCUUCGCCCUAGGAGCCAAUACCAUAGCCAUCCAACCCAUCUCCAGACAAACCUGCCAAUCAACCAGAACCCACUGUCCCCGGGGAACCCUAAUUGUCAGCGCAACCUCUAAACACGCCUCUCAUAAAACCAUCCAAUCCGCCAUAAACUCCCUCCCCGACGAUGAAAGCCCACAAACAAUCCUCAUUCUAGAAGGUACCUAUACCGAGCAAGUAAACAUAACCCGCUCGGGCCCAAUAACCCUCCUCGGCCAAACAACCUCCCCCAAAGACGCAACCCGCAACCGCGUGCGCAUCAACUGGGCAGCUGGCAACAGAGACAAUACCGGUGGCACCGACAAUGUCUUCUUCAGCGUGAUGGUUGUAGCACCCACGCUCGAAGCGAGUCUCACGGGCACAGGACCGACCGGGUAUCCCGUGCCAGCUGAUACGCCAUUCGGAAAUAAGGAUUUCCGAGUGUAUAAUGUCGACUUUGAUAAUACUUGGGCUGAGUACUCGGACGGACCGGCGCAUGCGCUGAGUCUCAGUCGUGCCAAUGGCGGGUUUUAUCACUGCGGGUUUUAUUCGUACCAGGAUACUGUCUACAUCGGCAAACUCGGCAACGCCUACUUCUACGAAAGCAUUCUAGCCGGCCAAACCGACUUCCUAUACGGCUUCGGCACAGCCUGGAUCCAAUCCAGCGCCCUACAGCUCCGCGGCUGUGGCGGCGGCAUAACCGCCUGGAAGGGCACCAACACAACAACCCCAAACAAGUACGGCGUGUACGUAGUUGACUCUAGCGUGCGUGCAGCGAACGCCUCCAUCGCGGCUGAUAUCAAGGGUGCGUGUGCGCUCGGCCGGCCGUGGAAUAGCCAGCACCGGUCGAUCUUUGCGCGCUCUUACGAGGACGGGAGUGUUGAUCCGCGCGGGUAUAUUGAUUGGGUUGUUGAUGGUGUUUCGAGGUUCGAAGAGGGCGUUACGCUUAUGGCGGAGUAUCGGGCUUACGGGCCUGGGGUUAAUGAGACUGGUCGUGUUGAGGGUGGUGUUACUUCUGUUCUUGGACAGGAGGAAUGGGAGAUGUAUAGUACUCCGCAGAAGGUUUUCGGGGAUACGGAGUGGGUUGAUUGGGAGGUUGUCAAGGGGAAUUAG
Molecule: messenger RNA, 1164 nt
Organism: Penicillium mononematosum
Lineage: Eukaryota; Fungi; Ascomycota; Eurotiomycetes; Eurotiales; Aspergillaceae
Product: putative pectin methylesterase
Exons: 2
Coding region: 1-1164 (387 amino acids)
Biological process (GO): cell wall modification
Molecular function (GO): pectinesterase activity
Source: RefSeq, a predicted model, not a curated record